AUGGCAUCCAAACCGCCACCGGGCCACUUCAAUAUUCUGUACUUUGCCACCGCCGGGUCGUACACGGCUAAGAAUGUGGAGGCACUGCCAGCACCGUUGCCGCUGAAGAAGCUAUUUGGAACGCUCGAGGAGCGUUACCAGGGCAUCCGGGCGAGUGUACUUGAUCACAGUUUGGUCACGAUAAACCUGACGUAUGUCGACGUGACGGAUGAUGAGGCAAGCGAGGAUGGAGACCAGAUCGUGAUAAAAGAAGGCGACGAGGUUGCGAUUAUCCCUCCAGUUAGUUCGGGGUGA
Messenger RNA from Dichotomopilus funicola, 294 nucleotides. RefSeq lists its product as uncharacterized. The record is from RefSeq and is a predicted model, not a curated record. Gene Ontology annotation, biological process: Mo-molybdopterin cofactor biosynthetic process. Bases 1 to 294 code for a protein of 97 amino acids. NCBI's taxonomy places the organism in Eukaryota, Fungi, Ascomycota, Sordariomycetes, Sordariales, Chaetomiaceae. The transcript has a single exon. Gene Ontology annotation, cellular component: cytosol.